AUGACAGCUCUUCAACCUCCCUUUGAGGCUUCAGUCUCCAACACAUCAUCGGAAACAGCCGACAAAAUAGCAAACCUCGUCCAUGAACACUUCAAUAGCCUCCCGAGGAAACGAAAGCCUGCCAUACGGGAUACGGGGGUUCAUGAAUGGAUACCGCUGAGCAGCAUCGUUGCAGAACGGAAUGGAGAACUGCGUUGUCUGUCUCUCGCGACGGGCAUGAAGUGCCUCCCAGCAGCCAAGUUAAAAGAAACAAACGGGAACGGCCUCCACGACUGGCAUGCCGAAGUCCUCGCCAUCCGCGUCUUCAACCAUUACCUCCUCUCAGAGGCUCGAAGGCUAUCUCAGACCGGCGGCGAGGAUAACGAAUCUUUCAUCUUACGACGGUCGAUGGCUGACCCGGGGAUGAGCCAGCCGUUCACCGUUCAUGACGACGUAAGAUUGUACAUGUACUCUUCCGAAGCCCCGUGCGGCGACGCGAGCAUGGAGCUCACAAUGUCAGCCCAAGAAGACCCAACACCAUGGGUCAUCCCCCCAGCGCCCGCUUCCUCAUCCCCGGGGACCACACCAUCCGCCUCACUCCUCCACGGACGUCAAUACUUCUCCAACCUAGGCAUCAUCCGCCGCAAACCCUCCCGCCCAGACGCGCCCCCCACCCUCUCCAAGUCCUGCUCCGACAAACUAACCCUCUCCCAAGCGACCUCCCUCUUAUCCUCCCUCACCUCCCUCCUCGUCCACCCCUCAAACGCAUAUCUCACCGCCCUCAUCAUCCCCUCAGCGUCCUACGUGCCGACAGGCUUCCAAAGAUGCUUCUUCGACAGAACAGAACCCCUACGCAAUUCCACCUGGGAAGGAGGCUAUCACUUCCAUCCCCUCGAACUGCUAACUACACCCAUCGAAUUCGACUUCUCCAAACGACAAGCAACCGCGCGGUCAAAAGGGAAAAUAGCCCCAUGCAACGUCUCGGCCGUUUGGGGGGCCCAUGGCCUCGACGAGGGUCUGGUCGGUGGCGUCGUUCAGGGACGUAGGGCGUUUGAGGAGAGGGGCGCGAGUGCGCUUUCGAGGAGGAGGAUGUGGUGUUUUGCUCUGGAGGUUGCUGAGCUGCUUGGGCGAGACGGGGAGGAGAUACGUGAGACGCUGGGAGUGGAGAGGUAUGGGGAUGUUAAGGAAGGGGCGCGGCUAGAGGAGAGAAGAGAGGUGAAGAAGUUUGUUUGGGAGGAGGCCCUGAUGGGAUGGGUGCGGAAUGUUGGUGAUGAGGCUUUUACACUAAAGUAA
Scedosporium apiospermum is the source of this 1272-nucleotide messenger RNA. RefSeq names its product Adenosine-deaminase. Lineage: Eukaryota; Fungi; Ascomycota; Sordariomycetes; Microascales; Microascaceae. Bases 1 to 1272 code for a protein of 423 amino acids. The transcript is spliced from 3 exons. Gene Ontology annotation, biological process: tRNA wobble adenosine to inosine editing. Gene Ontology annotation, molecular function: tRNA-specific adenosine-37 deaminase activity; RNA binding. The record is from RefSeq and is a predicted model, not a curated record.